GGCUGUCGCUGCAGCUUCUGUGUGUCGCGGUUCUGAUCCAUAAACCUUCAAUUACACCCAGAUUUCUGAUAUUUUAUUAACCGGAGGAUUAUUAAGAACAGAACAGGACUCCAGCACGGGGACUAAAGUUGUGCGGAGUGGCAGAGUCGCGGCGGGGGCGGAGCCAACAGUGAUUGACGUUGAUGACGGUGCUCUGACCCGGGAGCAUCAUGUGACCCCCCCCGCAGGGAUCUGGAAUGUUCCAUAACACCCAGCGCUGUAGACGCCGGUGAGGUUCCGCCGGACGGGACAUGUCUGAGAACAGGAGACCGUCGCUGCCUGGCGCUGGGGCUGGCAGAGGCUCCGCCCAUCCACUGGCGAUCUUCACGGUGCCCCCGUACCCUUACUUCGUCCGUCAUGUGUUAGGGAGGACGUCUCCGCCCACCCUGCCUGCGCUUCCUGUGAGCGGGUACAGCACGCCGUCUCCUGCCGCGGUGGACACUCAGAGCUCCAGUUCGGAGGACAUCGUACCCAGUCCCCCGACCCCGCCCCCUCCACCGCGGGUCUACAAGCCCUGCUUCGUCUGUCAGGACAAGUCGUCGGGGUAUCACUACGGAGUCAGCGCCUGCGAGGGAUGCAAGGGCUUCUUCAGACGGAGCAUCCAGAAGAACAUGAUCUACACCUGCCACCACGAGAAGAGCUGCAUCAUCAACAAGGUGACGCGCAACCGCUGCCAGUACUGCCGCCUGCAGAAGUGCCUGGAAGUGGGCAUGUCCAAAGAAUCUGUGCGGAACGACAGGAACAAGAAGAAGAAGGAGGAGAAGAAGCCGGAGAGUCCGGAGAGCUACGUGCUGAGUCCCGACACCGAGCAGAUGAUCGAGCGAGUGAGGAAAGCUCAUCAUGACACGUUUCCAUCGCUGUGCCAGCUGGGCAAAUACACCACGAGUAACAGCGCGGAACAGCGAGUCUCCCUGGACGUGGAUCUGUGGGAUAAAUUCAGUGAACUUUCCACCAAGUGCAUCAUCAAGACGGUGGAGUUCGCCAAGCAGCUGCCCGGUUUCACCACCCUGACCAUCGCCGACCAGAUCACGCUGCUCAAAGCCGCCUGCCUGGACAUCCUGAUUCUGCGGAUCUGCACGCGGUACACGCCCGACCAGGACACCAUGACGUUCUCCGACGGCCUGACGCUCAACCGCACGCAGAUGCACAACGCCGGCUUCGGGCCGCUCACCGACCUGGUGUUCGCCUUCGCCAAUCAGCUGCUCCCGCUGGAGAUGGACGACGCCGAGACCGGUCUGCUCAGCGCCAUCUGUCUGCUGUGUGGAGACCGUCAGGACCUGGAGCAGUCGGAUAAGGUGGACCUGCUGCAGGAGCCGCUGCUGGAGGCGCUGAAGAUCUACGUGAGGAGGAGGAGGCCCCAUAAACCUCACAUGUUCCCCAAGAUGCUGAUGAAGAUCACGGACCUCAGGAGCAUCAGCUCUAAAGGUGCCGAGCGGGUGAUCACACUGAAGAUGGAGAUCCCGGGCGCCAUGCCCCCCCUCAUCCAAGAAAUGCUGGAGAAUUCGGAGGGGAUGGACAGCGGCGGCGCCAACCCUCCGGGAAGCUGCAGCCCGAGCCUCUCGCCCAGCUCUGUACCCAGCAGCCCGUCGACGCAGUCGCCCUGAGCACGUCCCACACACACACACACACAUACACACACUCGCAAAGUACAGCGCCCUCGCCCCGACUCAGGAAACACACGCACGCCUCCGGACCCCACGGCCUCGGGGAAGCGAUGCGGGACGACAGGACUGGAGUUCCUCUGUGGAACCAGCGUGGCACCUGAUGGGCGGCAGGGCGGCGACCCGCUCUCCGGAGAAGGAGGCGCGAGGCGUGGCGGAGGAGUGUUCUCCUCAAGGACUCGUCUAGGAUCCUGUAGGACCGCCGAGAGCCGACAACAGACACGAUGCGUCCGGUUACGACCGCGUCAGGGACACGUUUUUAUUUUCAUAUACGAACGCUUGAUCUUCUGUUGACAGUAAAUGAGAAAUGAUUCAACGGUUUAUGGAUCUGAUGACUCAGAAUAAGAAAAAAAAAUCACAGUUUCGUCGUUUCACUUCUCUGAUCUGACUGUAGUCCGGUUCUGCCCGCUGUACCCGUCUUCCCUGUAUAAAAAAAUUAAGGUUGUGACGCUUGUACUGUAAAAAAAAGAGAGGAAAUCACACUGUUCACAUCGCGAGCGCUCACACUUCACACUUCACACUGCAGUUAAAAACCACACGCAUGAAAAUCACACCGGGUUUUAAUCAGAACUUUGCGCUGGUCGUGCCAGCGCUCAUGCCCACGUGGUAAUACAAAAAAUAAAGAAGCGAAACCUCUCAUAGGCUUCAUCUUUACUGGCAAAUAAAAACAAACUUCCUUUUUUCUUCUUUUUCUCAGAUUUCCCCCCCUAAUUAUCUCCCUAAUCUAGUCGUUACGCUUCACCUCUGCUGAUACAGCCCUCCACUGCUGACUGACUGAGAAGCUUCACAACCGACACACGCCCCCUCCGACACGUGUGCAGUACCGACUGCCUCUUUUCACCCGCACAAGGCGAGUUCAUAUGCAGAUCAGCUUUGUGCACGCAGAGACACACCCUGAUCAGCAUAAUUCCUCGCACAACCGGCCAGCAGUGGUCGUAAUUGCACCAGUUAUGAGUUAUGGUCCGGCUCAUCCCAUCCCCGAACAGCAGCCAAACGUUGUUCAUGUAGCCGAUGGCAGAGCUGAGAUUCGAUACGAUGUAUUCGAGAUCCCAGCUCUGGUGCGCUAGUGUAUUUUACCCCUGCGGCCUACAAACUACCUUUUUAACCAUCUUUAUACUUCCAGCCGACAUGUGACACACUGAGAAGAGCUCCACACUAAGCUGGACCGUUGCGCCGAUUGACUAUCAAAUCAAAAAGAACUGAAGUUUCAUGUUUAUUCGCAUCGACCUUUAUUUGUAUCCACCGGUCAGGGUUUAGGUGGGCCGACAAAUCCAUCGCAAGGUUCAGACAAACAAAUAAAAUUUCAGUGUAGAGGCCCGGUCGGCUGGUAUCACCUCUGAGAUUUGAGCCCAGGUCCCAGCGGCGGCUGUCUUGAGCAGGGCUCCACCUCGUGGGCAAAGCUCCAGCCUGAGAGGUGUAGCGUGUUCCUCCGUACAUGUUAAAUCUUUCUGUUCUCUCAAAACAUCCUCCGCUGGCCCAUGAUCAGACCAUAAAGCUCUGCAAGUAAUAAUAAUUUUCACCUGAGAAGCGAAUCAGGAGCAAACGAUUGAGAGAGCCACGACAUAGUGAAGUCUAAAUAUCUAGAUCUGUAUACAGUAGCAUACUGGCUAAUGAGAUUAAUUAGGAUUUAAUAGCAUUACUUACCAGCUUGUGUGCAGGUAUCCAAGUAAAACGCAGAAUCUGAUUGAAUUUAUUAUUAAUCUACGAUAAUUCCUGAACGCCGAAAUCCCUGAUUGGUUCAUUCAGGAUGUAAACAAAUAUUAGUUUUGCUGGCUCACUUUGUCACCACUGAUUUUUACAUUACGCAGCUUUAAUAGCAUGAAUCUGACUACUGAAACAUCCCAGACUAAUGAACCCUCUUUGAUACACAACCUCAAAACUGCCUCGUCUUCCUCACUCAGCGCCACCUACAACCUCACUGCCUCUGUAAGACAAUCACUUCUGCUGUAGCUCCGACGGUACCUUGACGACCUGGACUGAGUAAAUCUUAAAUACGCUGCGCUCCAGUGCUCCGGUGUUUGGUUGUGCCCUGGGCGGCUUCGCUCGAGCGUGAGGCGUGUCCCGAACUUUUAACGUUCUUCCAUCGGUCAGAAGUGAUCUGAACGUCCUGCUGAAACCAGCUCAGCGCUGUGAGAACCGCUGUUCACUGUAAAGCAUUAAAGAUUCACUGAAAAUACUACAAAACCCGCUCUCUUCUGAGGUAGAGUAGCAGCUCACGCCGGUCACGGGGUCCGAAAAAAUAGUUCUUCUCUUUAUUGAACCUCACGAUGGAGCCGUUCAGGGCACAGACACUGUGCUGGAAAAAAAUAAUGGAGAAAAAUAAUCGAGCACGUGUGUAAGAGUACCUCACGCUUUCGAUCUAGUCAUUUCCGAUUCCCCUGUGUGAACCUGCUGCUGCCUGCACGACCCCCCGUCUGAUCAGGGCGACUCGACCCGGGUCACCACAAGUGUCCAAUCUGCCACCACUUCUUAUCACCUGCCAGUGUUGGGUUCCAAACAGAGCCACGCUACGCUACAGUCCAUGUGACUCAGCCAGUCCUGGGGAUCGCAUAUGUGUUUAUGGGGCGCCCGGUCGGGUCGGCGGCUCUGCUGAGACCGGAGCCCAGAAUCUUGAGUUGGAACCCUCAAACACUGUAACCGUGUGGACCACGGAAUAAAUAAAGCUGGGACACAGCAUGAGAGAUAAAAUACCCGAACACCAGACUGAGUCUGAUCCAGGAACGGGAGGACGGGGCGAGGUUCUGCUCACGCUCCCAAAUCCUGCACCACAGAGCUUCCCACCAAUCCACCUCCUGACUGUAUGUGUGUUAGUGUGUCAUUACUGUACCCGUGUGCAAUACCUCGUCCCACUUCUUCAGUUUCAUCUCGACUAUGCACGCCAUUGCACAGAAACUCGGGUUCCUCUGAGCUUCCGCCGCCACUCGGCAACCUGGUUGUGUUUGGUAAAGAUACGAUGAUGAUGAUGAUGUGAGAGAACUGAACUUUAGAUACUGCCCAAAAUGUUCACUGCCAAUGAGCCGCCACGUUUCAAACCUCACACGCACACACACACUCACACACACCCAUCUGUACUGCUAUAACUGGUAUAACGCACAAUGAAUGUUUCUCAUGUGAACUGGAUGAUGAGAAGUUCCUUUAAUAAAUCUGAUGUUUUGUGUG
Trichomycterus rosablanca is the source of this 4859-nucleotide messenger RNA. It is a transcript of the gene rarab, whose product is annotated as retinoic acid receptor, alpha b. The transcript is spliced from 9 exons. Gene Ontology annotation, cellular component: transcription regulator complex; nucleus. Lineage: Eukaryota; Metazoa; Chordata; Actinopteri; Siluriformes; Trichomycteridae. Gene Ontology annotation, biological process: regulation of transcription by RNA polymerase II; cellular response to corticotropin-releasing hormone stimulus; retinoic acid receptor signaling pathway. Gene Ontology annotation, molecular function: zinc ion binding; nuclear glucocorticoid receptor binding; RNA polymerase II cis-regulatory region sequence-specific DNA binding. The record is from RefSeq and is a predicted model, not a curated record. Bases 291 to 1643 code for a protein of 450 amino acids.